Messenger RNA from Plasmodium coatneyi, 3615 nucleotides. RefSeq lists its product as uncharacterized. Gene Ontology annotation, biological process: mRNA 3'-end processing. Gene Ontology annotation, cellular component: nucleus. Lineage: Eukaryota; Apicomplexa; Aconoidasida; Haemosporida; Plasmodiidae. Gene Ontology annotation, molecular function: mRNA binding; protein binding. The record is from RefSeq and is a predicted model, not a curated record. The transcript has a single exon. Bases 1 to 3615 code for a protein of 1204 amino acids.
AUGUUUAGGGGGGACGCACUAAAGGGCGAACUAACCAGUGGGGCGGACAAUGAUGAACUGGUUACAGCCAAGCAACUCUUCGAGACACAUUUGAAGGUGGAUGAGAGGACCAAGCAGCUUUACAGGAACUUCAAUGUGGAGGAGUAUGUACUCGAGGUUAUGCGAAGUAAGGGGGAGGAAAAGAAGGCUAAUGAUGAGGAAGAAAAAAGUGGCAAAUUAGAAGAGGCCAACCAGGUUGAAGGCGCAAAAAGUGCAAACGAUGUGAAGGGAGGCAACGAAUCCGAUAACGCCAACGAAGCUGAUAACGAACACAGCGCUGGCGAUGAUACAGACAGUGAGUACCCCAAAAGGGAUGAACAGGCAUACAGAGAAGAACUGCAGUUUUUAAAAUCCAACCCACUGCACCUGAGCAGGUGGUACGACUUCCUUGAGAUGUACCAAAGGGAAGAAGUGUAUGAACUCUUUCUCCUGAUUUUCCCAAGGUGUACAUUAUAUUGGACAAAAUAUGCAGAACUGAAGGUAAAAAAAAAGGAAUACACAGAAGCGUAUAAAAUAUAUCGAAGAUGUAUUGAUGCGAAUAUCUACGACUUGAAAUUAAUUUUCUCCUUUUUGUACUUUACGUAUCACACGUCAUCCAUUCAUGAGUACAUCAGUUUUCUCUUCGAGGGACUGAAGUACGUAGGGACGGAUAUAAAGUCAAGCACCAUUUGGGUUGAGCUGCUAUACAUACUAAUAAAAAUAAACAACACAAAUUUAAUUCUGAAUAAUGAUAUUCAGAAUUUACUAUUUGAUCCAUUUAGCAAUAUAAGUAGUAAAAAGAGGAAUGAAGGGCCUUUGCUACCUUCAGAAAAGGAGCAAGCCAUAUUUAGCUCCUCCAUCCCAAAUAAAGGUGGGAAAACGGUGACCUACACGGAGCAUUACACAAGUGAUGGAAAGCUUCGAAAGUUUUACCAUUGCUGGUUUAAUAAUCCGACAAAAUAUUUAGAUAAAGUAUGGAAGAACUUUUGUUCCUACGAAAAGACCAUGACAGAUAAUUUUACCGUUAGCUCGUUAGCUAGCUACAACACACAAUAUUUAAAUGCGAAGAAUGCUUAUAGAGAGUUGUCUUCCCUUUAUGAGGAAUUAAAUCUCGAUAGAAAAUUCAAAAUUGAUAAAAAAUUUAAGUUAAUCAUACCCAUUAGUAGGAAGUAUAAGGUAGAAAAUUGUAUUCUCCUCCGCAGGUGGGAAAAAAUUAUCAACUAUGAGAAAGGGAACCCCCUGAAGUUGAGUCUCCCCCUUGUACGUAAAAGAAUUAUGUAUGUCUACGAACAGGCCUUGGUCCAUUUACAGUUUAAUGCUGAUUUGUGGUUUUCCUACUUCCAGUUUUUGCUACUAAGUAAGAAGUUUAACUAUGCCAUUCGGAUUAUGAGGGAGGCCAUUGAGGUUUACUUACCCUUUGACGAAUUGUUGAAGUUAAAUUUUGCUUACUUCUUCGAAAGGCACGCGUUAAUAAAUCAGGCGCACUUCGUUUAUCAGCUUAUGCUUGGUGGAGUUUCCAAAAGGAGGAAGCAGUUUUCUCUGUCCCUUUUGCACUCCAAGGAGGGCUUCAGGAGGAAGUCUUUCACCCUUGUGAAGAAAAAGGCAGGAAAGAGAAAGAGGAAGGGUGCAGCAAAUGGGGGGACUAGCAAAAGAGGGGAAUCCAGUGAGACAGAUGUUCGCAACGGAGGGGAUGACCUGCAUAAUAGCAGAAACGAUGAAGGAAGGAAGAGGAAUAAAAGAAAGGUAAAAGCGGAGGGUCCAUCUCGGGGUGAGGUAACCCCCCCGGAUGAUACCUACAACGGGGGGAACGAGCAGGAUAAUGAAGGUGCUAAUGAGGAGGAAGACCUUAAAGACCACGGGAACGACCGCCCGAGUGAGGAAGUCAGUGAGACCCCCACGGGGGACGCGGGAGAAGCGCCCAGCACAUGCGAAGACGACGUCAGGAAGAAAUUUCUGCACUGCGAUUACGAAAAGAUUGAGGAACGGAAAAAAUAUUUCAUAAAUUACAUUAACGUGAACAAGAAAAAAAGAAGAGACUUUGUCUUUACACACUUUUUAAAUUUUGUUAGAAGGAAUUACGAUGAAACCAUAUGGAGGUACUACACGGAGAUUGUGCUAAGCGAGAAGAGGUGUUCCCAAUAUGUGUAUUACUACUGUGCAAACAUGGAAAGAACAAUUUUCAAAAAUGAAAAAAGGGCGCUCUAUAUCAUGAAUGAGGGUUAUAAGAAGUACGCAUCUAACAAACGGUUCCUCCUACUUUAUGUUAAGCUUCUACUAGAAAGGGGAAAUAUUGACGAGGUGAGAUCGCUGAUCUAUAAAUUUAUUCACAAUUUGUAUGCAGAAUUUUAUAAGAAGUAUGACAGCGAGCAUAGCAACAGUGGAGGGAAAGGUUCCAGAGGAAAAUCCGGACAGGGCGAAUUUAACCAGUUCGAUUCGAAUUAUCUAAAAUUGUUGAGGAAAAAAAAUAAAGCGUGCGAUAAAAUGUGGACUUUACUGAUGCAGCUGGAAACGCUCUACGGGGACAUAACCAAUUUGAACCGAAUUUGGGAAACCAAAUUGAAAUAUGAGUCGGGAUACAAUUUGGAAGAAAAUAAAAACGUCCUCAUCGAUUUUGACAACGUGUCUAAUGUGAACGAACAUAUGUUUGUGGAUGAUUCUACGCUGACGGACAUCCUUUGCAAGGGGUAUCUGGAAAACUUAAAAAAAAAUGACAUUGAUAAUCUGCAGUUUAAGGUGAACUUAAUCAGUUCGCAGCAAUUCGGCGGAGCUUCUCUGAAGAAGACCUUCUCCUUUUUUCAAGUCAAUGGCGAAAAUGUUUUUACCGAGUUGUUAGCUCGAAAUGAAUGCGUGGUUAAGGUGCAGGAAGGGGUGAGGAAAAAGAAAAAUGCACUGCGCCAGGGGGAGGAGCGGACGCAGGAGGAGCAUAUAAGCGAAAGCGACGUGAGCGAAAGCCGCAUUGCAAGCGGGAAUGGAAAUCAGAAUAAUCAAAAGGGACAAGGAGGCGCCGAAGCCAUAAAUAACGACCAGCUUCGAAACGCACCCUUGAAAAAAGAAAAAAAGCGUUCGGCCAAAAGGGGCGCAGUGAAAUCCACCUACGAUUCGUUUAACUUUUUGGACUCGCGAACAAAUGUGAAAAAAGAAAAAAAAAAAAUUCGCAAUAACGUUGCGGGAAGCACGAAGAAUGAGGGAAUUAAGACUGAAGAAAAAACGGAUGUGAUAGCCGACACAGUGAGUUGUAUCAGUAGACCCAAUUUAAAGAAGAUGCUUCUGUACAGGCCGCUAGAAAAUUAUGAGCAUUUAGAAGUAGGUGGGGGAAACAUAUCCUUGGGCGAAUAUCCCCCCUGUGUUAGCGACAUGAACAGAAAUGAUGACAGGGAUUAUUUCUUCAAACGAGAAUAUUUCAGCAUGCCAAAUAUAAUAAACGACUUUUUAAGUUUGUUGCCUGAAGAAAAUGCAGGCUUAAAUGUGUCAGAUAGUUCCAUCGAUUAUUUAAUUACGUCUCUGAAAAAUUUGACAAUCCCCACGUUGGAGACCUUUCCCUACGAGCCCAUACCCGUGAAGGAAAUCAUACAGAUAAAGGACGAGCUGAAUGGUUAA